Molecule: messenger RNA, 4486 nt
Organism: Pelobates fuscus (common spadefoot toad)
Lineage: Eukaryota; Metazoa; Chordata; Amphibia; Anura; Pelobatidae
Product: alpha-2-macroglobulin-like protein 1
Exons: 36
Coding region: 44-4483 (1479 amino acids)
Cellular component (GO): extracellular region
Molecular function (GO): endopeptidase inhibitor activity
Source: RefSeq, a predicted model, not a curated record
UUUUGAGUUUGUGAGCACAGACAGUGUGGCUGUGUGACGCAAAAUGCAGCUUCUUCUCCUGUGUGUUUCCCUGACCAUCUUGUGCUCUGCAGCUGAGGAAAAAUCUGAACCUUACUAUGUAGUAACAGUUCCAGGCCGGCUAACAUAUCCUUCCGAAGAUAAAGCAUGUGUGGUUUUUGAACAUCUGACUGGGGCAGUAAACUUCAAACUGGAAUUGCAUGAAGUAGAUACUGACCGGGUCGAACCGCUUGUGGAUGAAAAAAUAGAGGGCCACGAUUUUUCCCAGUGUUACACCUUCCAUGUUCCUUCCGUAUCAAACCAUUAUAAUUCCUGGCAUUUCCACAUGUAUGCAGAAGGGGAGAACCUCAAAGUCAAUGACACCAAGCAUGUGGCAAUAUUUAAAUUGAGUGAUACGAGCUUCAUUCAGACAGAUAAACCUAUUUACAAACCAGGACAGACAGUGCAAUUCCGUGUGGUAACUCUUAAUGAGAACUUCCAAAUAUUGAAGGAAAAGUUGCCGCUGGUGACAAUCACGAAUCCAAGUAAGAGCAUUAUUGCACAGUGGCUAGAUGUCUCACCUGUUCAAGGAAUUGCUGACUUCUCCUUCCAUUUGGCUGAUGAGCUUGCACUCGGAGAGUAUAGAAUUAACAUACCUCGUCAGGCCCACAAAACAUUUUCUGUGUCAGAAUAUGAGUUGAAGAAGUUUGAACUUGAUUUUCAUAUUCCCAAUACUGUAUCUCGAAAAGCUGAUGAAUUUACCUUAGAUGUUUGUGGAAGAUACACCUUUGGGAAGCCAGUUAAGGGCUCUGUAGAAAUCUAUGUCUGUAAGAACUAUGUCAUCCCAUUCGAUGAUGAUGAAAUUGAUGAUGAAGAACGUAAUGAUUGCCAUCAUAUAAGUGAUGCAAAGACUGAUGAAAAAGGCUGUGUCACCAAAAAGAUUAAUCUUGACUCUUUCAACUUAACAGAAUACACGUAUGUUUCACGUUUAACCGUUUCAGCUGCAUUUAAAGAACAUCACACAGGGCACGUGGAGAGAGGAUUUAAGUCACUCCAAAUUGGAAGCCCUGACCUCAUAAAAUUUACAGGCUUUGAUUUUUUUUAUCAUAAGGGAAUUCCCUACACUGGCACGCUGACUGUUGUGAAUGUGGAUAAGCAACCAAAAGCAAAUGAAAAUGUAUUCAUAAUUGUGAACAACGGUGAUGAGAGGACCAACAUAUCUCUGGUGACUGAUGACAAGGGAUUAGCUCAUUUUUCCCUUGAUACAUCUGAAUGGAAGGAGACUGUCAUGAUACAUGGAGCCUUUCAUUUGGAAGAUGACGAGGAAAAUGAUCAUUAUACAAUGGCUGGCAGAAUGCUUUUUCCUUUCUACACCGCAAGCAACAGUUUUUUUAAAGUAGAGAACAUUGCAAACAAGUUGACUUGUAAUGUUAAGCAGCCAGUAAAAGUUGAAUACUCGAUUGAUAAGAAUGACUUGAAUCCUAACUCCAAUGAACUUACUAUAUUCUACUUGAUUUCAAGCAAAGGAAGAAUCGUGACAGGUGGAGAACACAACCUGGAUGUUAAAGGAGAGUCAAGUGAUUCUAAUUUGCACGGUUUCUUCUCUCUGAAUAUUGAACCGACCAUCAGUUUUUUUCCUGAAGUCCAGCUGUUAGUUUUUACGAUAUUAAAGAAUGGGGCUAUCACUGCUGACAAAUCAACCUACCGAGUAUCAGCUUCUUACAAAAACAAGGUGAAACUUCAGUUUUCUGAAAAAGAGGUUAAUCCAAGAGGAAAGGUGAAUUUGGAUAUCACUGCAGAAUCCGGGUCCAUGUGCUCUGUACGUUCAGUAGAUAAAGGACUGUUACUUCACCAGUCUCAUGAAAGUCUCCUUCCUGACAUAGAGGCGUUUGAGCAUGAAGGAGGCAUGUUUUACUGGCAGUGGGCAUAUGGGCGAACCUAUGAACAAAGAGAUGCCUGCCAACAAAAUACUACUACACAUGAUCGAUAUUAUUCCCCUCAUGAAGCCUUUGAAGUAGAUGUGGAGAGCUUGUUUCAGACAAGCUUUUUAAGUAUUUUCACCAACACAAAGAUCCACAGACCGCAGAUAUGCUCAGACUUGGACUUCAAUCCUCGAGGGUCUGAAGGAAGAGCAGGACUUGCAAGGACUUCUCCUCCUAGACCAAAGGAACCAAAGAAGACUAUAGAACGCAAGGUCCUUCCCGAAUCAUGGAUUUAUGAUCUUGUAGGUGUAGGACCAGAGGGUCACACGCAGAUUUCCCUGACCACCCCAGACUCUAUCACUACAUGGGAGACGGAUGCAUUCUGUCUGAGUCAGUCUGGCUAUGGGGAGGCUGAGAAAGUUGAGCUUACCACAAUCCAAUCUUACUUUAUUGACCUGACGUUUCCCCACUCUGUGGUGCAGGAUGAGGUAUUCCCACUCACUGCCCAGGUCUUCAACUAUGAGAAGACGUGCUUGGUGGUGGGAGUGUGGUUGUCUGACUCUCCCGAUUUCAAAGCUGUCAAGACAUAUAAUGAGGACAACCAUUGCAUUUGUGCAGAUCAAUCUGAAAUAUAUACUUGGAAUGUCACUGCUAAAACAAUAGGUAAAAUCAAGCUGAAGGUCAGCAGUGGAGCACAUAAACUGGAGGGAGCUUGCCCAAGUGAUCAUCUUGAUUUGGGAGAAAAAGAAAUAGAAGAUUCCUUGGAAAAAACCAUCAUCGUAAAGCCAAGUGGAGUAGAGGAGGACAAGACAGAAACAUAUCGACUCUGCCCAGAAGGUGGAAGCGCAAGGCAAGAGAUAUCAUUGAAGGUUCCUGAUAACCGGGUCGCUGGAUCUGAACACGCUUACAUUUCUGUGUUUGGUGAUAUUCUCAAUAAUGCCGCUGAGAAUUUUGAAAAUAUCUUUGGUCUUCCUACUGGAUGCGGAGAGCAGAAUAUGGCAAAGUUUGCUGCAAGUCUUUAUUUGUAUCUAUAUCUAAACCAUACCAAGCAACUGAAACCGGAAAUGACAGAUAAACUUUUGAAAGCGUUGGUAGUAGGGUACCAGAAACAGAUGGAGUUCAAACAUGAAGAUGGCUCUUAUAUUGUAUUUCCAGGAGAUAAAGGAAAUAUUUGGCUCACAGCCUCUGUGGUGAGAUAUUUCAGUGAGGCUCAAAAAAUUAUACACACAGAAGACAAGAACAUCGAAGACUCUGUAAAGUACCUAAAAAGCGUACAACUGCCCAGUGGCUGCUUCCAACAGGACAUUCCUUAUUUUAACGUCUUUUUAGAGGAUGAUGAAGAACACAAAGACGAAGAUGAAGAUAUUCAACUUACAGCCUAUGUCGUAAUUUCUCUGAAAGAAUCUGGGCGGACAUUUGAAGACGGCCUUGUGGACAAUGCUUUGAGCUGUUUGAAGAAAAAAGCCCACAACGUGACUAAUACUUUUACGGAAUCCCUUCUGGCCUAUGUGUUUACUCUAUCUAAAGACGAAGACCUAAGGCAAGAUUUACUGGAAGACCUGGAGAAGAAAGCCAUAAAAACCGAGAUAUCCCUGCACUGGAAAAUUGAAAACAGUUACAGUGGAAAUGUUGAGAUAUCUUCCUAUGUAGCCCUGGCUUACAUCGAACAUCAUGCAACCUCUAAGGAUACAGCAAAGGAUAACGAAAAAGCUACACAAAUCAUUAACUGGAUGAUAAACGAACAAAGUUCAUAUGGAGGCUACUAUUCAACUCGGGACACGGUUACUGCUCUUCAUGCGAUAUCUGAUUAUGCGGCGCACACAGUCAUUGGGACGGGAGAUGUGUCAGUGACCGUUCGCUCACCCUCAGGUUUUAUGAAACAAUUUACUGUGGACCAAGCUCACAAUCAGCUCCUGCAGAAAGCAUCCCUGCCAGACAUCCCUGGAGAGUAUACAGUGACGGCCACAGGUGGUUCCUGUGUUUAUGUGCAGGCACAUCUGGAAUAUCAUGUUCCUGUUGUUAAGGAGGAAGACUAUUUUGCCCUGACCGUAAGCACACAGCCCCCAGUCUGCUCUUAUCAGGCAUUAACAAACUUUGAGAUUGUUAUAGAAGCCAGCUACACCGGUAAACGACCAUCCAGCAACAUGGCAAUUAUUGAGGUUGAGCUUCUCUCAGGAUUCGUUCCUGAUAAGAAGAGCGUUAAUAAGUUAUUAAAUAGUCCACAUGUGAAAAGAACAGAAAUCAGUGAGGACAAGGUGACAAUAUACUUGAAUGGGAUAACACAUGAGAAACAAACAUUAUCAUUUAUCACCAAACAAGAAACACAUGUGGAUAAUCUGCAUCCUGCUACCGUGUUGGUUUAUGAUUAUUAUGAGCCAGAGCAUCACGCAGUGGUGGAAUUUAAUUCUCCUUGUCAUAAAGCCUACGGUCAUUGUCCAUCAGAUGUCUCUCACAGGAAGAACUGUGGGCAUCCAACGAUUAAUAGUGAAGAAUGCCUCCAGAGACAUUGCUGUUAUGAUACAAGUGUCCCUCAAGUACCAUGGUGUUUCUUCCGUGAAUUUUAGACA